AUGGAAACAACACAAGUGUGCUUUCUUUACUAUUUGUCCAUAGCAAUGUGUUGUUGCUGUCAGUGCUGUGGCAACAUAGUGCAAGCCAUUGAAUUACCAAAGUACACAAUGAUACUGUCUGAAUCAGAUUUUCAGAUCAGACUCUACAAUGAGUCCUCUUGGAUGUCAGCCAGUGUUUCAGGAACUUCUUUCGAACAGUCCUACAAAAGUGGAUUUCACAGGUUGUAUCAAUAUAUUCAUGGUGGCAAUUCGAAUUCUUCAAAGAUUGCCUUUACUGCUCCAGUCCUAACGAGUGUCCCCUCAUCACCCACUGAUGACUAUAUUGUAAGAGGGUAUGUAUCAGCUCAUUUUCAAGGGAAACCUCCGCUGCCCAAUGCUGAACUGAAGUUGCAGAUGGAGAAAUGGAAAACUCAGUGCACUGCAGUUAGGAAGUUCGGUGGAUAUGCCAAGGAUGACAACAUUAACAAAGAAAUUGAAGCUCUUAUAACCAGCCUAAGCAAGCAUUUCAAUGGAAGCUCAGCAACUAUACAAUAUACAAGCUCCUAUACCAUUGCCCAAUACAAUGCUUCCUAUCAUAAUACUACUGAUCGCUUAAAUGAAGUGUGGAUAAGAGUGUCAGGACUCAGGACCGACUGCUGA
Molecule: messenger RNA, 639 nt
Organism: Abrus precatorius (Indian licorice)
Lineage: Eukaryota; Viridiplantae; Streptophyta; Magnoliopsida; Fabales; Fabaceae
Product: heme-binding protein 2-like
Exons: 2
Coding region: 1-639 (212 amino acids)
Source: RefSeq, a predicted model, not a curated record